Messenger RNA from Camellia sinensis, 1683 nucleotides. The record is from RefSeq and is a predicted model, not a curated record. NCBI's taxonomy places the organism in Eukaryota, Viridiplantae, Streptophyta, Magnoliopsida, Ericales, Theaceae.
AUGACUUUCUCUGUAGCUUUCGCAUACUUACAGUAUGAGAGGGUUGAUAACUAUGUGUGGGUGUUAGCUACAUUGCGUGAUGUCAAGGAUGGUUUUGUUGUGCCAACAAUUAUUGUUACUAACAGAGAGCUAGCCUUGAUGAAUGCCAUACAGAAGAUAUUCCUGAGUGGCAGACAUUUAUUAUGUCGUUGGCAUAUCAGUAAGAAUGUAUUGAUCAAAUGCAAGAAAAUGUUUGAGACACGGCAGAAAUGGGAGAAGUUCAACCAUGAGUGGAACUCUUUAGUGUAUUCAUCUUCUGAAAUUCAAUACGAUGAGCGUCUUAAAUCAUUACUUAAGGAAUUCAGUAGUUAUCCUGAUGCAAUCAAAUACGUCAUGGAUACUUGGUUGGUUCCUUACAAGGAGAAAUUUGUGGCGGCAUGGACAGACACGUGUACACAUUGUGGCAAUGUUACAACGAACCGGGAGCUACGGGGUAAUGUGUCUAUCUCUGCAUUGGAGUAUUUGCUUGUACAGAGUAAGAGAGCCAAUUUCAUUCCUAUUGAUGUUGAAGCUUGUAGAUGCGUCUUUCGCCACACUCAUGGUUUACCUUGUGCCCAUGAGAUUGCUGACUACAUCAGACAAGAUCGUCCUAUACCACUUGCUACCAUACACUCACAGUGGAGGCAACUUCAUAUCUCCAUGUGCAAGGAAGAAGUGGAAACGGAGGUGAGUUGUCAUGGAGAAGUAGAGUUGUUUGUGAACAAGUUUGCUGAAAGUGAUAGAACCAUGCGGUUGGAGCUUUUGAAGAAGUUGAAAGAGAUUGUAUAUCCGGGAAACACUUUUCUUGUUGAGCUGAAGGUGAAGCCCAAAAUACGUCCUCGGGAUCAUAAGAAGAUCAAUGUUUCUACCCGUCGUGACCCGUGUGCAUUUGAGUUGGUGCAAUCUGGACAUGAUUCCUUCUCACCUAGGGACACUCAAAUCACUACAUUAGCUUCUACUCUGGAAACCAAGAAGAAGCGACCUGUUAAGGGAAAGGAAAAGGUGAAUGCGAAAGGGAAGGUAUACAUUACUAGAACAGUGAAACCUGGUGCAUAUGUUGAUGCUUUCCCUUCUGGGUUGAAACCAUACAUUAAGUUUGUCAAGGAUGUAGCUGCAGAUGGGAAUUGUGGUUUCAGGGCUAUAGCUGCUUCAAUUGGUCAUACAGAAGAUGAUUGGGCUCAGGUUAGGCGUGAUCUGUUGGGUAAGCUGCACACACACAAAGAUGAAUACAUUACACUUUAUGGGUUCUAUGAAAAGUUUGAAGAAUUGACAAGCAUAUUGUCAUACUUUGAAGACAGUCCUGGAUACUUACAUUGGAUGACUAUGCCAAAUAUGGGGCAUCUUGUUGCAUCAUGCUACAAUCUUGUGUUAUACCACUUGUCAUUACAGCAAUGUCUCACAUUUUUACCUCUUAGAACAGUGCCAGUACCUCAACUUGAUAGACGUGAGAUUGCCAUUGGGUUUGUCAACGGAAAUCAUUUCAUCCAAGUUUUGUUGCAGCCAGGCCAUCCAGUUCCUCCUAUAGCCACUAGUUGGCGAAAAUACCGUCACCCUUGCGCUGUCAACUGGGAUGAUGCAUAUGUGCGUCGCAUUCAACAUUUCAAGGGCAUUAUUCAUGAUAAUGUAGCUACUCGAGAGACAUUUGAUGUUGUUGAUGUCGCAUGA